Theobroma cacao (cacao) is the source of this 873-nucleotide messenger RNA. NCBI's taxonomy places the organism in Eukaryota, Viridiplantae, Streptophyta, Magnoliopsida, Malvales, Malvaceae. The record is from RefSeq and is a predicted model, not a curated record.
AUGGAGUGGUUACUGUCGGACGACCCAAUAGAGACUACCGAAUCACAUGAUAUCUCCGAUUGGCUGAUUUUAGUGCGCGGAGCUCGCGUUUCAAGCCCAAUUAGAGAAGGUCUUAACGUCCACAGUGGCGAGCAACUUCGGCUCUUGACUAAGAAUUUGAGACAAGUAAUCAAGCAUGAGGUGAAAAUGGUGAAGGAAAAAGAAGAAUAUCAAAUUCUCUACCCGACUCCAAUAUCAUACCAUGUGUCGCCGGAACAUAUUUCAUUAAGCCAAAAGGUUGGCUCAUCCGCACAACAAGAAAAGAAGGAAAAACGAGCCAAGGCAACGUUGGUGGGAAGAAACAACACGUCUUUCAAGCUUCCCGAUGAAUGCAUUGCUCAUGCCAUGAAAUUUGAGGAGGAGAAACUCCAAAAGUUAAAAGAUCAGAAGGACAAAGUGUGUCAAUAUUCUCUUUUUGAGAGAUUGGAGGGCUGGCGCAUUGAUCGAAAGAAGAGGCCCUACGGGGUGAACUUUGACAUGUACUUUGAACAUGAGAAGUCCAAAGCAAAAUUUAGAUCAGUUACUGAAGUUAUCAAGUUUAUAUUGCAUGGGGCUUAUCCGAAGAAUAAGCAAAAUUCAAAGCAAGGCAAAUUAGAAGAAAGAUCCGGUGGAAGUAGUUUUGGAGUGAAGCAGACUGUUGGUGCUCUCAUCAAUGGAGCCAUUCAAAAUCUUUUUAACAUAAACGUGGGGAAGAAUGCCAAUCUUUUGGAUUUUCUGUUUCAAUUACCAUCCAAGCAGCCUACCAGGAAAUAUGGCUCAAUGAUUUGUAGCACACUCUGGGUUUGCUUGGGGCUUCGGGCUUUGCACUUGUUGGAUCCAUGUGGGUAUUUCUGA